UCUAAAAGCGAUCCAAAAGUGGCGCUAACUCUCAUUUUCCGUUUUUUUGUUUUGCCGCUUAUUUAUUUACUUGUUGCUCAGUCAACUGAACUGUUGAAGCUUACGUGACUGAGAAAACCUACUUACCUGCGUUGUGUGCCGCCGCCGCCGCCGCCGCCGUGCUUUUCUUUUUUAUUUUUCUUUCGUUUUCUCCGCAACCAAACAGUGUUGGGAUUGGAACAAUGCACGGAAGGUAUGGCGAGAGAUCGAGUGGCGCGGGGAGAGAGAAGCGAGGUUUGGAUUCGGCUUCGGCCGAAGAAGGUCAACCUGAUCGGAAACGACCUGCUUUGGCUAGUGUAAUUGUUGAAGCCCUGAAGGUUGACAGUCUGCAGAAACUUUGCUCAUCACUGGAGCCUAUUCUACGCAGAGUUGUUAGUGAAGAAGUCGAGCGUGCUUUGGCAAAACUAUGCCCCUCCAAGAUUGCUGGCAGGUCUUCCCCAAAGCGAAUAGAAGGCCCUGAUGGCACAAAUUUACAAUUGCAGUUCAAGACCAGGCUGUCCCUUCCCCUCUUUACAGGUGGAAAGGUGGAGGGAGAGCAAGGUUCAACAAUUCAUAUUGUUUUGAUUGAUGCAAACACUGGCAAUAUUGUCACAUCAGGGCCAGAGUCAUGUGUCAGGCUAGAUGUUAUUGUACUGGAGGGAGAUUUCAAUAACGAGGAUGAUGAUAAUUGGACUGAAGAAGAAUUUGAUAGUCAUAUUGUGAAGGAGCGGGAAGGAAAAAGGCCUCUUCUAACUGGUGAUCUGCAAAUCACACUGAAGGAAGGUGUAGGAACACUGGGUGAGCUUACGUUUACGGACAACUCUAGCUGGAUAAGGAGUAGGAAGUUCAGGUUGGGCCUCAAAGUUGCCUUGGGUUGUUGUGAGGGAAUGCGUAUCCGUGAAGCCAAAUCAGAACCUUUCACCGUUAAGGAUCAUCGCGGAGAAUUAUACAAGAAGCACUACCCUCCUGCCUUGAAUGACGAGGUCUGGAGACUGGAGAAAAUUGGCAAGGAUGGGUCAUUUCACAAAAGGCUAAAUAAAGCUGGAGUAUAUACUGUUGAAGACUUCUUAAGACUUGUGGUCAGAGACCCUCAGAGACUGCGGAAUAUCCUUGGAAGCGGCAUGUCAAAUAAGAUGUGGGAUAUUCUUGUUGAGCAUGCCAAGACUUGCGUUCUCAGUGGAAAACAUUAUGUGUACUAUCCUGAAGAUGCAAGAAAUGUGGGUGUUGUUUUCAAUAAUAUUUAUGAAUUAAGUGGCUUAAUUGCCAACGAUCAAUUUUACUCAGCUGAAUCUCUCUCUGAGAAUCAAAAGGUUUAUGUAGACACAUUGGUGAAGAAAGCAUAUGAUAAUUGGAUGCAUGUUAUUGAGUAUGAUGGGAAAUCUCUGGUAAAUGACAUUGAGGAUAAGACUUUGGACACCGCUCAUCCUCAGGCACCAAUGAUUUCCCAUGAAUAUUCAAACUCCCUUCAGCAGAUACCCAUCCCAGCUUUGCCACUUCCAGGACAUGCUGGCCAGCCUUCAAUGGAUUCAGGAGUAACAGUUGGAGGUUAUCAUGAUGGAACAACUUCUAGAUUCUCCUUGCAACCACAGAAUCCCAGUCUUAACUCUUCCAUUCAGUUUGAUGAUAACGCAUUUUCUCUUCAAAACCAAUUGAUGAGUGUUCCACACCAUGCCCAACUUCCAAGAAAUGAGAAUGGACUAACUGUUGGUCCUGCACAAUCAUCCACACAUGGGUUUGAGCCUGUCAGCAUUUCAAAUCCUACAUAUAGAGGAGUUGAAGAAUACUUCCCUGAGGAAGAAAUUCGUAUUAGAAGUCACGAGAUGCUAGAAAAUGAAGAUAUGCAGCAUCUACUCCGUAUGUUUAACAUGGGGGGCCAACCAAAUCCUGCCUUUAAUGGCCAUGAAGAUGGGUACCACCCUGGUUCAUCUACAUACAUUUCUGCAAACCCCAUGGGCUAUAAUUUUGAUGAUGAACCAAAUCGGUCCUCAGGCAAAGCUGUUGUAGGCUGGCUCAAGCUGAAGGCAGCAUUAAGAUGGGGGAUUUUUAUUCGGAAGCAAGCUGCUGAGAGACGAGCGCAACUUGUUGAAUUGGACGACCCAUAGAGAUCUUUAAUGAACUGACCGAUAGUUUUUCUGGUUAUAGCAUCCAAGGCUUCUUUGCUGACUUUCCGAAUAGUUCUCAUGCUAAAAUUUCACAGCAUGAGAAAGAAUAUGAAAUCUGGAUUGAACUAUUUGGUGCAGACUUAACUCAAAGAUUCCAAUGUGGCUUGAUAUAUAUAAUAACUGUUGUGCAUAGACCUCUGCCUGUAGAAGAAUAUCACUAUGCAACAUCUCUUCUUUAACUGCUUUCCUUGUGAUGACCCACUUUGUAGAGGCUUGACAGUCUGCUUGUUUUUAAACUGAAGAGUCUGUUGCUGCAAUCUGCUUAAACCCGGAAAGCUCCAAGUGCAAUUUCAAGAAGCUACAAUCUUUACUACAUUUACCGGGCUGUAUUCAAUUCUGUAAGUAAGCUUGCUGGAUAUGUUCAACCUAACUGAAAGUGAAUGCUCUGUGGCAUUAUAAUUAUAAUUAAUUCCAUCUGCAAUGUGCUUCGAAUACCUCUGUACUUUAUGAUUGUUUCGGCAUCUGUAUAACUUUGCAUAUUGACGUGACGUAGUUCAUAACGGUAUCAUAACUUCUUUGUGAAGAAGUUGUCACCCUGCAGUACAAUUUCUGACAUGUGGAGAUGAACUCCUGCGACCAAAUGACAGCUUUAGUGAAAAUGUUGAAUUCGUGCAGAUCUAGGGUGACUUCAUUUUAAUUAAUUAGAUGUAAUUAAUUAAGUCGUGCAAGCAGCAUAAGACUUCAUUUGAUAAAGUUGAAGUCGUGGAAGGAUGAUGCGACUUUCUUUCGGAAACAUUAAAGUUCUGCAUGCAGGUGGGUAACGACUUCGGUGUAAAUGAAGUUGAACUAAUGUCGGCAUAGGGUGUGACAACUUCUAAAGAUAAUAUGGUGAAUAGACAUGCUUUCUAAAACUAUUUUGUUAUUUUAUGUUUUUAAUAGUCUUGGUGGUACUUAGUUAAUGCAAGAAUCCUUUUUUUCUAGAGGAUAAACAAAGAUAUUAAUGUAACUAAAAAGCUGAAGUUUACAAUCAGACUUGUAACAAACCUUGAUCUCAGUUCCCACUUGAAUAAGAAAAGCAUGUCCCCUUGAA
Vigna unguiculata (cowpea) is the source of this 3210-nucleotide messenger RNA. Its product is annotated as calmodulin-binding protein 60 D-like. The record is from RefSeq and is a predicted model, not a curated record. NCBI's taxonomy places the organism in Eukaryota, Viridiplantae, Streptophyta, Magnoliopsida, Fabales, Fabaceae. Gene Ontology annotation, molecular function: sequence-specific DNA binding; calmodulin binding; DNA-binding transcription factor activity. Gene Ontology annotation, cellular component: nucleus. Gene Ontology annotation, biological process: regulation of salicylic acid biosynthetic process.